AUGGCACGGAACUUUGAGACGAUGGCGGAAAUACAGUCAACUUCGUGCAACAACAAAUAUAAUCAAGGCGAAUGGCCCGAAGACUACGACUACGUGAGUUUAGAAUCGAAGGAAGCCUCGGCCAAAUCCAACGCCGAAAUUCACGACUCACUGCCGCAGGAUUUGAAGAAGAACUGUGAGAACGUGCGAUCGACGCACAAUCAGCCGCCGAAGUUUUUCCUCGCCUACGGAAAGUUCGUUGUGCUGAGUGCCCACAAUUUGGUCAACAUCGGGAACGUUGUGCAUCGGAACGCGUCGCGGGAGAACGUUAAAACGCGGAUGCUGCAGUGGGUAGAUUCCCUGUCCGAAGCGCUCAAAACGUGCGUGGUUAAGACGAAGAAAGCGGCCCAGCACUUCUCCAGUGUGACGGCCGUCCAGGAGAUGGUCGAUUCAGUGGUGGACAUUUCGCAUCUGGCUAAAGAUUUAAAGAUCGCCAUGCUGAACGCGGUGCAGCAGUAA
This is a messenger RNA of Ochlerotatus camptorhynchus, 498 nucleotides long. Its product is annotated as enhancer of filamentation 1-like. The transcript has 3 exons. The coding region runs from base 1 to 498 and encodes 165 amino acids. NCBI's taxonomy places the organism in Eukaryota, Metazoa, Arthropoda, Insecta, Diptera, Culicidae. Gene Ontology annotation, cellular component: cytoplasm; plasma membrane. Gene Ontology annotation, biological process: cell surface receptor protein tyrosine kinase signaling pathway; cell migration. The record is from RefSeq and is a predicted model, not a curated record.